Messenger RNA from Cannabis sativa, 1828 nucleotides. RefSeq names its product 1-aminocyclopropane-1-carboxylate oxidase homolog 1. The transcript is spliced from 3 exons. NCBI's taxonomy places the organism in Eukaryota, Viridiplantae, Streptophyta, Magnoliopsida, Rosales, Cannabaceae. The record is from RefSeq and is a predicted model, not a curated record. The coding region runs from base 140 to 1132 and encodes 330 amino acids.
UUGUUCAAACCCUAAUUAUUAAAACAACUAGGAACCACAAUUAGUUAAAAGGCUAGUUCUUGCCCACACUUCUUGACUAUUUGCAUCAAUAAUAUCAUAUCUAGAUGAGAUACAAUUUUCUUUCUUUAUAGAAACUAUCAUGAGUAACACUACUACUACUUCUUCAAAUCUUCAUCAUCAUGAAGCAACUCAAACGACAAACAAUUCAAAAAGCGACAGACUAAGCGAGCUAAAAGCUUUUGAUGAAACUAAAGCCGGUGUGAAAGGACUUGUGGAUGCUGGGAUUACUAAGAUCCCUCAUAUUUUUCAUCAUAACGAUCAUCAUGUAAUAGAGAAGAAGAAUUCAUUAUCAUCAUCAUCGUCGUCACCAAUUAGUACUACUACAAUUCCAAUUAUAGAUCUUAAGGGCGCAAAUUACACAAAAACGAGAGAAACCAUUGUAAAAGAAAUUGGAGAAGCUGCAGAGACAUGCGGUUUCUUCCAAAUCAUCAACCAUGGAAUCCCCGAAAUAGUUAUGGAGGAAAUGAUAAAUGGGGUUUGUCGUUUUUAUGAGCAAGAUGAUGAUGAUGAGGAGAAGAAGAAGAAGUUUUAUGGUAGAGAUUACACCAAGCCAUUUGUGUAUAAUUCCAACUUUGAUCUUUACACUGGAAUUUCAACCAAUUGGAGGGACACUUUUUUUUGCCCUAUGGCUCCUCAUCCUCCAAAUCCUCAAUAUUUACCCCCAAUAUGUAGGGACAUAAUUUUUGAGUACUCAAACCAAAUAAUGAAGGUAGGGAUUUUACUUUUGGAAUUUCUAUCAGAGGCUCUAGGGUUAGAGUCAAACUAUUUUAACAAGAUAGGGCUUAGUGAAGGGCUAAGUCUUUUAGGACAUUACUACCCUCCGUGCCCGCAACCAGAGUUAACUUGGGGUACAGUUUCACAUACCGAUGCUGAUUUCAUGACGUUGUUACUCCAAGAUAACACCGGUGAUCUCCAAGUUUUCAACAAUAAUAAUUGGAUUGACGUACCACCUUACCCUGGAGCGUUAGUAGUCAACAUUGGAGAUCUUUUUCAAAUCAAGAUUAAGGCUAUGUUUGGUAGGAAGGAAGGAGAGUUAGAAGGAUGGAGAGUUGAUGAAAGAUGGAGAAUAUAAGGGAGGCAGAGGAGAGUAAUGAUCCUUUUAUAUUAUUUGGUAAGAAGGAUGGAGUGGUUGAAGGAUAGAUAAUUAUUAAUUUAAAAAAUUACUAUUUUAUCCUUAUAAUUAUUUUUUAAUAAUAUUUGUCGAGGGUAUUUAUGUAAUUUACAAUAAUUGAAAAGGAAGAUCAGUUCCUAUCCUUCCAUUAAUGGAGGGAUUACAAAUUAGAGAUUUGAGUGGAUUUUCUAUCCUCUCACCUCUCCUUUCUCUCCUUCACUUCCUCUUGUCAAACAAAUGGAUUUGUUAUCUCCUCUCACUUCUAUCCCUCCUCUCCUCUCCAUCCCUCCCCUUCUCCUUCCUACCAAACACAGUGUAAAGGGCUAUGAGCGAAGGGGAAGAAGUUUUAAGUUAUAAAAUAGGGGGAAAUUUGGGCCGACAUCUGUCAUACCUAUUUUUUCAAAUGACACGACACAAUAGAGCAAUAGGCACGACAGGUGUUGGCCCCAAUAAUGAGCUCGGGAAAAUUCUCGCCCAAUCCUAACGAAUCCUUUUCAAAGUAAAAAAAGGGUUUGGGUACGACAGCUGGCGUGCCUAAUGGGCCUUUGUCAUGCCAAAUGUCGGCCUUGAUUCUCUAGACAGAGGGAACGAUUAAAUGUCGGUCCAAGUACAUCGUGCAUGUAGAGUUUUUUUUUUUUUUUUUCUUGUAGUGUAUUU